Geodia barretti is the source of this 711-nucleotide messenger RNA. The record is from the annotation of a GenBank genome assembly. Lineage: Eukaryota; Metazoa; Porifera; Demospongiae; Tetractinellida; Geodiidae.
CUGCUCUCCGUCGUCAUCCCUGCGUUCAAUGAAUCCGCUCGCAUCAUCGCCACACUGGAUGAGCUCGCGCGUUAUCUUGGUGAGCAGGAGUACAUCUCGGAAGUCGUCGUAGUGGAUGACGGCAGCGUGGACGACACGGCGGACCUUGUGAGUCAAUGGGCCGCCGACAGGGCCGACACGAGGCUGAUCCGGAUACGCCAUGCGGGUAAGGGCUGGGCGGUGCGGUGCGGUAUGCUGGCGGCACGUGGCGCCUACCGGUUCAUGUGCGAUGCUGACCUCGCUAUGCCGGUCCACUGGAUUGGAGAGUUCAUAGAAAGAAUGGAGGCGGGUCUCGACAUCGUGAUCGGCUCCCGUGAAGUGGCGGGCGCUCGCAGGUUUGACGAGCCAGGUUAUCGGCACCUGAUGGGGCGUGUUUUCAACAGGGUCGUUCGCCUGCUGGCCGUGAGCGGAUUCCAGGACACCCAGUGCGGGUUCAAGUGUUUCAGAGCGGCGGCGGCGGAGGAACUCUUCAGCCUCCAGCGGACGAGGGGAAUGGGGUUCGACGUAGAGAUUCUGUUUCUUGGGGUGAAGAGAGGUUUCAGCAUCGAGGAGAUGCCGAUUGAUUGGUAUCAUCAGGCCGUCAGUAAGGUCCGCCCCGGGGUGGAUACGAUUGACAUGCUCAAGGAUACGAUCGUCAUCAGGCUGAGGGACGUCACGCGGAGGUAUGGAUGA